Fragaria vesca subsp. vesca is the source of this 2736-nucleotide messenger RNA. RefSeq names its product probable LRR receptor-like serine/threonine-protein kinase At4g36180-like. The transcript is spliced from 2 exons. The coding region runs from base 1 to 2736 and encodes 911 amino acids. Lineage: Eukaryota; Viridiplantae; Streptophyta; Magnoliopsida; Rosales; Rosaceae. The record is from RefSeq and is a predicted model, not a curated record. Gene Ontology annotation, molecular function: protein binding.
AUGGGAGCUACAUUACUUGUCUGGUUUCUAAUCAUUGCAACUACUAGCGUUAGCUUGUGCAAUGGGAAUCCUGGUGUGGCUUGCAAAGAAAGUGAAAGACUAGCACUUUUGAUGUUGAAGCAGGAUCUUACUGAUCCUUCCAAUCGGCUUUCAUCAUGGGCCGGUGAAUCAGACUGUUGCCAGUGGACUGGAGUUGUCUGUGAUAACCUAACUGGUAACGUCCGCGAGCUCCAACUUGAUGACCCUCAUUUCAACUCUUCCUUGGGUGGUAAGGUAAAUCCUUCCCUGCUCAAUCUAACACAUCUCACAUACUUAAACCUAAGUUACAACAAUUUUCAAACAGAGAUUCCUAGCUUCUUUGGUUCUCUUGAGAGUUUAACUCAUCUUGACCUUUCACAAGCAACAUUUGUGGGAUUGAUUCCUCAUGAAUUGGGAAAUCUCUCCAGUCUACGUGAUUUACGUCUCAGUAGUAAUUAUAUGUUGAAGGUUGACAACCUUCUGUGGAUUUCUGGUCUUUCUCAGUUGGAACACCUAGACAUGAGUUUUCUUGAUCUUAGCAAAGCAUCUGACCAUUGGCUGCCAGCGAUACAAAUGCUCCCUUCUUUAGUAGAGUUGCAUAUGUCUGAUUGCAGUCUUCAAUACAUUCCCCUUUUACCUAUCAUCAAUUUAACUUCACUUGCCAUCCUUGAUCUUUCUUACAACCUGUUUAAUUCUUUCAUGCCUGGGUGGGUUUUCAGUUUCAGAACUCUGGUGUCUCUUAUUCUCAGUGGUUGUGGUUUCCAAGGACCAAUUCCAGGUGGCAUUGCAAACAUGACUAGUCUUAAGGUUCUUCAUCUCGAGGUGAACUCUUUUACUUCUACCAUACCUGAAUGGUUGUAUAGUUUCCACAAUCUUGAAUCCUUGUAUAUUUAUAGCAAUCACUUGCAUGGUGAAAUUUCGAGUUCCAUUGGAAACUUGACAUCGAUCAUAUAUCUUGAGUUAGGUUAUAAUCAGUUUGAAGGGACAAUCCCAAACUCCUUAGGGAAUUUGUCAUCCUUGGAGUCAUUAGACUUUUCUGCUAAUCAGCUUCAUGGAACUCUCCCAAAGACCAUUGGCCAACUCAAAAGGCUAACAGAUUUGGAUAUAUCUUCUAAUUCAUUUGAAGGUGUAGUGACUGAAGCUCAUUUUACACAUCUUACAAGUUUAAAAUCCUUCAGAGCAGUAGGAAACUCAAUGACCCUGAAAACUAGUCGAGAUUGGCUUCCUCCAUUUCAACUUGGAAGCAUGUGGUUAGAUCAUUGGCGUUUGGGGCUUGAACUGCCUUUAUGGCUUCGAACACAAACACAACUACAGUCUCUAAGCCUAUCUGGUACAGGAAUUUCAGGCACCAUUCCGACCUGGUUUUGGAACAUAUCUUCCCAUCUAAGUUAUCUGAAUCUUGCCGACAAUCAAUUACAUGGGGAGAUUCAAUAUAUAUCUAGUGGUUCAGCUUCAGUAAUUGAUCUAAGUUCUAACCAGUUCAACGGUUCAUUGCCUCUUGUUUCUUCCAAUGUAGUCAGACUAGAUCUUUCCAAUUCAUCAUUUUCUGGAUCUGUCAUACACUUCUUUUGUGAUGCAAAAACUGGACCAAAACUACUUACAUUUCUUCAUCUCGGGAACAAUUAUCUCAGUGGUAACAUUCCUGAUUGUUGGAUGAAUUGGCUUUAUUUGGAAGCCAUAUCAUUGGAAAACAACAAUUUGACUGGAAACAUUCCGAGCUCGAUGGGAUACUUGCGAGGCCUGGCAGUAUUGCACUUGCGCAACAAUCAAUUUUCUGGAGAACUACCUCAAUAUUUGCAGAACUGUACAAGAUUGGUGGUAGUUGAUCUUAGUGAAAAUCAGCUCUCUGGAGUCUUGCCAAUGUGGAUUGGGAAAAGCAGUUCAAACUUGGUGGUUCUUAGCUUUCGGUCAAAUAUGUUUCAAGGAGUCAUUUCUGAUCAACUUUGUAAUCUAAGCCGUCUCCAAAUCUUGGACUUCGCCGAUAAUGAUCUCUCAGGAACGAUACCAAGAUGCUUCGGCAACUUCAGUGGCAUUGCAAACUUGUCAAUGUUAUCUGCUUCUCGUAGGUAUUUUGAUAACUACGGAGUGUAUGGAGAAAAUACUUUCCUGGUGACAAAAGGGAGAGUAGAGGAAUUCGGCAAAAUUCUUGGAUUUGUAGCAAGCAUAGACCUUUCUAGCAACAAUUUAUCUGGGGAAAUUCCUGAGGAACUGACAAAUCUCUUCAGUUUGCAAACAUUGAAUAUAUCAGCAAAUCAUUUGACCGGAAGAAUCCCUCCGAUGAUUGGCAGAUUGAAGCAGUUAGAAUCACUUGAUUUUUCUAGGAACCAACUUUCUGGAGAAAUUCCUCCAAGCAUAAUGUUUUUGACGUUUCUGAGUCAUUUGAACUUGUCCCACAACAAUCUAACGGGACAGAUUCCACAAAGCACUCAGCUUCAGAGCCUUGAUGAGUCCAGCUUUCUUGGCAAUGAGCUUUGCGGAUCUCCACUCAGCAAGAAUUGCAGUGCAAGCAAGGUGACACCACCAACAAUUGAGCGAGAGAGAGGAUAUGAUUUACUUGAUGACAAGUGGUUCUACCUGAGCUUGGGAUUGGGAUUCGCCGUUGGUUUUUGGAGUAUACUUGGUUCUUUGCUGGUAAACAUGCCAUGGAGCUUUGCUUUUUCACGAUUCCUCAAUAGCAUUGUGCUUAAACUUUAUGCUGUAAUUGUUGAAUAUGUUUAG